AUGCAGCUCAACGACACUCGACCACUUCCUCCUGCGUUCACGCGUUUCAAGAACCUACAUUUCGUGUUCAGAUAUGAGGGAUCCGAUCUGAAUGAUAGACUUCCGCCAAAUGUUCAUUUAUUCAAAUGGAUACCGCAGGCGGAUCUCCUUAGACAUCCAAAAACUGUCGCAUUCAUAACCCAUGGUGUUUCCGCUGAUAGCCAUUGCUCUAUGGGGAGAUCAACCAAGGAAUGCGAAACUGGCAGCAAAGCUUGGAUCGCUGUCAACCUCCGAAAAGACGACAUAAGUGCGACUACUGUGACGGAAGCUCUCACAAAAUUAUUCACGAAACGUGAAACGAUUGUCGUUGAUGGUGAAGAAGCAGCCUGUGAGUCCGGCUCAUCGACUGGUGUGGCUUGGGCAGAAUUCGUUGCUGAAUUCAAGACGCUCGACAACCUCGUUCCGGCCGGCACAAAACUCAACUUCAUCCAGUAUCACUCACUGGAUGUGAUAGCAUUUUUGUCAACAGUUGUACUUCUAGUGAUUUUCAUUUUGUGGAGGUUAUUGAGAUUCCUAAUCUUCAAGAUAUUCAUUUUAGUGUCCAAAGCCAGAAAGCUGAAGCAAACUUAG
Ostertagia ostertagi is the source of this 609-nucleotide messenger RNA. NCBI's taxonomy places the organism in Eukaryota, Metazoa, Nematoda, Chromadorea, Rhabditida, Trichostrongylidae. The record is from the annotation of a GenBank genome assembly.